ACGAUGAAGGUUGCCUUGCCGCGCUGUGAAUUCUACCUGUCAGCCAGUGUCAGGUACAGGGACCUACAAGCCUCAUCAUGAUGGAGCGCAUCAGGCCAGCGUUCCUCUGUUGCAAGGGUACGACGCAGCAGCCAGCGUUCAAGAUUUGUAACGGCAUCUUCGGCAGGGUAAGAGGGGUGUUAUCGGAUCCGCUGAGUCGCACGACGGUGCUCGUCCACGUGGCAUCCAUCCUUGAGUCGGCUGACAUCGUCAUCUUGCCCGCUGUGUUCCUGGAAGUCCGUGGAAGUAUCCACAACAUAUCACCGGCCAAGCUCGGAACAUUCACCUUCCUUCGAUGUCUGGUCGAGGCGUUGUUCUCACCGGUCGCUGGCUACUUAGCUACCAGAUAUAACCGGGUGAACGUGAUCAUCGCAGGCCUGAUGAGCUGGAGCCUCGCUACAGUAGGUGUGGGGAUGAGCGGGUCGUUCGCGGAGAUGGCGGUCUUCCGGGCAUUGAAUGGGAUUGGAUUGUCGUUGGUCGUUCCAUCCAUGCAGUCCAUCUUGGCAGAUGCUUACCCGGAGGAGAAAAGAGGAUGGGGAUUCGGUUUGAAUGCCACCCUUGGAACGGUGGGGGGCUUCGUUACAAGCUCCAUGGUGACACUCACGGCCCAAGCUGUGUUCUUGGGGUUGCCGUGCUGGCGUUUGUCCUUCUUUGUGUUGGCCGUCCUCGGCUGCUCUCUGGCGCUGUGCAUGCAAGCCUUUGCCCGAGAUCCGCGCUGCAUUGUCCACGUCUCAGACUACGACCGGCUCUUGCAUGAGCCUCCCGACAUGGACGUCGAGGAGGUCAGCAAUCCCCCCCUUCCACGUGUCAUCACGGCCGUGGCAACCUAUCCGGCUUCACAGACGACCGAAAGCGAGCGGUUGGUCGGUGGGGACGCUCGGGAGGAGCGUGUCCGUGUGUCAGGAGCAAGACCGGCAGGCAGAGCAGCGGCAGCAGCAGCAGAGGCUGGAGAAUGGGUGGCAGAGACGGUGCAAAGAGGUAACGAUGAAGAAGCAGCACAGAGGCGGACAACAAUGGCAUCUACACCACUACCAUGCACCUUGCCCCCCUCCUCGGACUCCUCCUCCUCCUCCUCCCUCACAACCACCACCAUUACCAGCUCGGCGGCCGCCUACUACUCCAUCAACGGGCCUACAGCCAAGUUUGCCCCCAGCGCACAUUGUCAAGAUGACGACAACACAAAUCAGCACUGGAAGGAGGUCUGGGGCGUCUUGGCGGUCCCUACCUUCAUGGUUAUCAUCGCUCAGGGCGUUUUCGGGACCAUACCGGGUCGCGCUAUGGCUUUGAACACCCUGUAUUACGAGCUGUUGUUCUCUCAUUCCCAAGUUGCUUCCUUGUUGGUCAUUGAAGGACUCGGACGUGCCUUGGGUCAGGUGUUCGGCGGGUGGGUCUGUGACUACAUGAACCGCUGGCUGCCGGAUAGCGGCAGGGCUAUGUGCGCCCAGUUCAGCCUUGGCAUUAAAGGCGGGGGCUUUUUCUUGAUUCUCAGGGUGCUGCCUCGUGACGGCGAUGGGUUCUUUUGGUAUGCUCUGCUCCUUUUCCUUGUCGGGGUGUUGGGUUUGUGGAACGCUCCGGGUGUCAACGACCCCAUCAUGGCAGAGAUCGUUCCCGAACGGCUGCGGACGACCAUCUACGCCUACGACCGGGCAUUCGAGAUAGCCAUCGGGUCCGUCGGAGCCCCCCUUGCUGGGCUGCUUGCUGGGGUGUACGGUUUUGACUCGAGCAAUACGGGGGGCCAGGGCGCAGGGAAGCCACUUGUUGAUGCCAACGCCAAUGCUCUCUCCAAAGGCCUCACCUUGAGCAUCACUGUCCCCUGCGCACUAGCUUGUGUGACGUACAGCCUGCUGUACCUUACGUACCCGGGGGAUAGGGAUCGAAUCAGAGCCUCGGGAUGGGGGGGGCCGGGGGGGAGGAGCAGCAGCCACAUCAGCCGCAGAUUCACCUACUAGUCCGUGUGUAGUGUAGCUUGAGGCCGUUCUCCCAUCCCCUCCGUAACCUAGACCCUCUCCCUCUACUACUCGUCCUCUGCAUCCAUGGAGGUCUUCUUCCUUACGCUCAGCUCCCCCUCCUCCCACCCAGACCUCCACCUCGCCGCGCCGCUCACCAAAAGUGCAAACUGAGAACGUAUUUCCCGCUAGAACCUGGAAAGAUGCACCCGACAUAUUUUUCUCUUUUUUACGAUGUCAUUUGGUGAGUGGUGUGGCACGGUGUCAAAGCCCAUACUCUUGCGUCCCAACUCGCCCGGCCUACUCCUAGAGCCAGCGUGUGUGCCACCUGGUCCCCUCAUUUCGGUAGGAACUUAGGGCCUCGCCACGCCAAUGUCCGAAGUGGAGUUUUUGACAUUUUUUCUUCGCCACACAGGAUGUCGAAGAAAACAUGUCGAAAACACUUCCACAUUUGUCAGAGAAGAGGUUUCAACAUUUUUGUGGAAAACACUUCCACAUUUGUCAGAGAAGCUGUUUCAACAUGUUUGUGGAACAGGCUGGCAGCGGGUCGAGUUUGCAGCGGGUCGAGUUUUAACAUCU
Chara braunii is the source of this 2564-nucleotide messenger RNA. Lineage: Eukaryota; Viridiplantae; Streptophyta; Charophyceae; Charales; Characeae. The record is from the annotation of a GenBank genome assembly.